Molecule: messenger RNA, 1187 nt
Organism: Dendrobium catenatum
Lineage: Eukaryota; Viridiplantae; Streptophyta; Magnoliopsida; Asparagales; Orchidaceae
Product: lipid phosphate phosphatase epsilon 2, chloroplastic
Exons: 5
Coding region: 104-796 (230 amino acids)
Biological process (GO): lipid biosynthetic process; protein N-linked glycosylation
Cellular component (GO): intracellular membrane-bounded organelle; endoplasmic reticulum membrane
Molecular function (GO): dolichyldiphosphatase activity
Source: RefSeq, a predicted model, not a curated record
CUCAUGGCGUGCAGAAUAUUUUAUUAUUUUAAGAAGGCCCACUUGCUUAAGCUAUUCUCGAUUUUCCUUUUUUUCCGUCCAUUCUAUUAGCGACUGGGAGGAGAUGUUUUUGCGGCCGCAGCUCAUCUCUGCUACUCUCAGCACUGCUGAAUUGCUUCGACCCAUUUCGAUCCGUUGCCUGCCCGGUUCCAAAAAUGCUAAUUUGAUAUCCGGGUGUUCUUCGAGAGGCCGAUUGGUUGUUAGAAUGGGGGUUUCCGAUAGGGAAAGUGUGGUGGAGCUGGCAAGAGUCGAUCGUUUUGCUAUCGGCGAUGUAGUCGAAGACACAGGUGGUGGGGAAGCAGUGACGAUUUUGAGGAGGGAGCGGGCGUCGCCAGACUUCGAAGCCACUCUUAAUCGAUUGAGCAAGUGGCUUGUGGCUGCUCUUUUUGGUCUUGUCAUUCUUUGGAAGCAUGAUGCAGAAGCUUUAUGGGCUGCAAUGGGAUCGGUGAUGAAUGCAUGGUUAUCAACUAUACUAAAGCGGCUAUUGAACCAAGAUAGGCCAUCUGCAUUGAGAUCUGAUCCUGGAAUGCCUUCUUCACAUGCCCAAUCAAUCUUCUAUGCGGGAGUUUUUUCAGUUGCUUCAUAUGGAUCUACAGAAUACCUCAUUCACUGUCCAACUGGGGCGUGGUGCCAGUAUUCAGUUGACAAAUGGGAGGCUGUUUUCUUGUCGUGGAAUGGACUGGGAGAUCCCUAUAAAGCUUGGUCAUGCACCGAAGUCCAUAAUGGAGUCUUUUUAGACGGACAGAAAAAUGAUUAGGGCUGUCAAGAUUUUGUUGGAAAAUUAUCUUUGGAGAAUAGGAUUUUGAUCCCCCCAAGACCUAUCUAUUCUCUAGCCAGGUUGCCCCCAUUUUAAACUCUUCAUAGUUCCUUCUAUUUGGGUGGUCCCAAGACUGAUGACGUUGUUAAGCUUUUAGAUUAUGGCCUUAAGGUUGGAGGGAUGUCCUGGUUGAGCCUUCUAUAAGUGUUAUUACGACUGUCCCUACGAAGAAAGUGGUUAUUAUGAAGCAUUCGAAGCGAUUGAUUCAGACACUUCUCUUUAUGAAUAAUACAUGUAUAAGCAAUCUCGGGGCCAAAGAUGUAGGUGCCCUCGAAUGAUGUUAGUGCUUCUUUGGAAGCUGAGCAAUCCAAGGUCAUUAAGGCUUCGUUUG